AUGGCCCCUCACUGGUGGGCUCUCCGCGUCAUCCAGGCCUUUGAGGACAGAAUCAUCGCCGUGAUCCUCCGCCAGCCCGGCUUCCACCGCGCCGUCGGCCGCAUCCACCGCACCAUCCACGAGCGCCGCCACGGCCGCAACCCCCACGAGCCGCUCGCCCCGGGCGAGGCCACGGCCGACCCCGCCUCGACCGGCCGCCACCACACGUUUCUGCGACACUUUUGGCAGGAGCUCAAGAACCAGUUCCUCGGCCGGCCGACAGACCUGCCGGGGAACAAGCCGCCGAGGUGA
Molecule: messenger RNA, 291 nt
Organism: Purpureocillium takamizusanense
Lineage: Eukaryota; Fungi; Ascomycota; Sordariomycetes; Hypocreales; Ophiocordycipitaceae
Exons: 3
Coding region: 1-291 (96 amino acids)
Source: RefSeq, a predicted model, not a curated record